Penicillium alfredii is the source of this 687-nucleotide messenger RNA. RefSeq lists its product as uncharacterized. The record is from RefSeq and is a predicted model, not a curated record. Bases 1 to 687 code for a protein of 228 amino acids. The transcript has a single exon. Gene Ontology annotation, biological process: negative regulation of MAPK cascade; protein dephosphorylation. NCBI's taxonomy places the organism in Eukaryota, Fungi, Ascomycota, Eurotiomycetes, Eurotiales, Aspergillaceae. Gene Ontology annotation, cellular component: cytoplasm. Gene Ontology annotation, molecular function: protein tyrosine/threonine phosphatase activity; MAP kinase tyrosine/serine/threonine phosphatase activity.
AUGGAGGAGGAUAGGAACAGGAAAUGGGCGAUGGCAUUCACGGCCCGGAUGAGACAGAUUGUCCCUGGUCUCUUCCUUGGGAAUGUCAAGGCAUCAUUCAAACGAGAUAUGCUUCGAGAGAAUCGCAUCAAUGCUAUAGUCUCCCUCACUGAUGCCCGGUGGGUGUGGUGGAAUACCACUACAAGGGAGGCAGGUGUUCCAGAGCAUCGUCACAAAUGGGUUCAGUGUGCGGAUUCAUCAACGCAGGACCUUUUGGCCGACAUGAGUGACAUCUGCGACUUCAUCGACCAGAUGGCAUCGCCUGCCCUUUUCUCAUCAUCCUCCUUACCCGUCGAAUAUAGGCACGAAUCGAAUGAGCCGCGCAAUUCACCUUCGGAGGCCAUAUUAAUCCACUGUGAUCUUGGGAUAUCACGCUCGCCAACGAUCAUUGUUGCCUAUCUCAUGCGCAAAUACUGUCUUAAGCGAAAUGAAAUAUUAGCAUUUGUUCAAUCAAAGCAGAAAGUCAAGCCGAGUGCUAAUUUUACUCGUCAACUCCAAGUUUGGGAGGAUGUGGGCUAUCAAGUAUGGGAAAAUGAGGAGAAAACUGUCGCGAAAGCACCAUACCAAGUGUUUUUGAAUGAUCGGGCUACUAUUUUGGAGAAGAAGGGGCUCACAGGAAAUGAGCUUCUCGCACCCCAGAACCUGUAA